Messenger RNA from Scophthalmus maximus (turbot), 2651 nucleotides. RefSeq names its product ring finger protein 121 (gene rnf121). Gene Ontology annotation, molecular function: metal ion binding; ubiquitin protein ligase activity. Gene Ontology annotation, cellular component: Golgi membrane; endoplasmic reticulum membrane. NCBI's taxonomy places the organism in Eukaryota, Metazoa, Chordata, Actinopteri, Pleuronectiformes, Scophthalmidae. Bases 190 to 1191 code for a protein of 333 amino acids. The record is from RefSeq and is a predicted model, not a curated record. The transcript is spliced from 10 exons.
CCAAACAACAGAUCUUGUUGUAACAUAUAAUUAUGUGUAUUGUUGCAGCAACAGGACCGAUUCAUGUGCACGGUGUGUUGCACAAGAUGUGGUAUCGCUACAACAACCACACGAGGGGCAAACGAGCCUAACGACACCGGGUUGUUGCUAAUGCUAAUGGCAGCGGAGGGGUGAAGCUGCACUCCGAAGAUGGCUGGGGUGUUCGAGGUGGAGGUUGACGGUGUGGAGCACGACCACGGACUGGCGCACCACCACGACGAGCCGAGCCAGAUUGAUGUGUCCAAGCUCUCCCCAGAAGAAAAGUGGAGGGUGGAGCAUGCAAGAAUGCAUGCUAAGCACAAAGGCCACGAGGCCAUGCACGCAGAGAUGGUGCUCAUCCUCAUUGUCACCCUGGUCGUCGCCCAGCUAGUCCUUGUGCAGUGGAAACAGAGACAUUCAAAGUCAUACAACCUGGUGACUCUGUUCCAGAUGUGGGUAGUUCCUCUCUACUUUACCACCAAACUUCACUGGUGGAGGUUCCUGACCACGUGGUUUAUCUUCUCUGUCAUCACAGCCUACAUCUCCUACCGUGCCACUCGGAAGCCGCUGGCAUGCACCACACCGAGAUUGGUGUACAAGUGGUUCCUCCUCCUCUACAAAAUCAGCUAUGCUACAGGAAUAGCAGGCUACAGUGUCGUCAUGUUUACACUUUUUGGUAUUAACCUAAUAUUCAGGAUAAAGCCGGAGGAUGCAAUGGACUUUGGCGUCUCUCUACUUUUCUACGGUCUGUACUACGGGGUCCUAGGAAGGGACUUUGCAGAAAUGUGUGCAGACUUCAUGGCUUCCACCGUUGGUUACUACAGUGCAUCCGGCAUGCCAACCAAGCACCUCUCUGACAAUAUCUGUGCUGUGUGCGGUCAGCCCAUCCUUGUCGACGUCAGUGAGGAGGGGAUUAUUGAGAACACGUACAGAUUAUCCUGCAACCAUGUGUUCCAUGAGUUCUGCAUAAGAGGAUGGUGCAUCGUCGGAAAGAAGCAGAUGUGCCCUUACUGCAAAGAGAAGGUGGAUCUGAAGAGGAUGUUCAGUAACCCUUGGGAGAGGCCACAUGUCAUGUAUGGACAACUUUUAGACUGGCUGCGGUACUUGGUGGCCUGGCAGCCAGUUAUUAUUGGAUUUGUGCAAGGUAUCAACUAUGUCCUGGGUCUGGAGUGACCUGCGACCGGCAGACAUGGACAUACAGGCGACACAUAGAAGAUAUGCACUGGCUCAAAAGACUGAGGCCCUGACAUUGAACUAAAACACCAAUAAAAAGUGUCUAUUUUUUUUGUAUAUAUUUAUAGGCACAAUAUCUGUAUUUCGGGUUUAUUUGAUUUUUAUUAGUGAUCUGAAUUUGGAAGUCUGUCAAUCUCCCCAAGAUUUGCUUUACACCAUAAUAAUUGGUUUGUGCAUUUCUAGUUAAGCGGUUCGCAAAAUCAGUAGAGCGGUUCUUAUUUUAACAAUGUAUGUCUUAAGUGUGUGUUGAUAGUUAAAAGAUCAUGCUAGAGCUUUUUAAUCCUCAUGUCGAUCACAUGAGUAAUAAACACUUUAUGGAAAUUAGUAUAAAUCAUUUGCUCCCUUUGCCUCUUGAUUACAUGAACCCAGCGCACACUUCCUCUGGAGUCCUCUCUCAACUGCGUCACCUAAUGGUCUAUGGGAAUUGCUCGUGACGCUGUUUGACCUGCACCGAUUCCAUGUUUUGAACUGAAGUGACAUGGGUGAGAGUUCCCUAAGCGCUGACAGUCAUCCAUCAUGUGAGCGUAAGCCUCGUCAUCAUGAGGGGGAAAAAAGCACCAAUCGUACGUAAAUAGAGGAUUCCUCAUAAAGACUUUUUUUUCUCUGACAGGAUUUCGAAAUGUCCCUGUUGUCUUCACGGACACUCAUCUUUACCAUCUUGGCAAAUCAGUCUUUGUUUUAGCAGUGACCUUUUGUGCUAUGUCACAUUUCAUGAAGUUUGCAAUUAUUUGAAUCGGAGGAACGUCACUAUCUACCAAACAAACUUGCCCAUUUUAUUUUCAAUAUAUGAUUUUCUCAGUUGUAUCUAUCCAUGCAGGUUUUCGGUUUUGAUUUCAUGCUACUCUUGUCAGCUGUUUCCUUCAGAACUGCUUCUACCUGGAAAAAAAUUGUCUCUGAAACUGCUGACAGUUUGCACUGUGCAGUUUCGGGGUAAAACGCAUUACAGUUACGUUUUUAAAAUCCUUUUCCAUUCUGUUGGCAUUACUGACUUAAUUUUAUUCACCUCCAUUACUUUGGUUUUGCAGGAGAAAGCCUGGCCAGAUAAAAUGUUACAUCUACAUGGCUUGCUACUGUUCGAGGUGAGAGAAAGUUUUUCUGUAAUUUGGCUGAACUUGAACGGUUUUGAAAUUGGCGCGACUCCGUACCGUACAAAUCAAAGCUAAGAUGCUACCGAGUUUCUGGAACUACCACUAACUGUUCAAACACAAUCUGACCUUAUGAGGAAAGAUCUUUAACAUGAUCCUUUAACUCAGUGAUUGCUGAUGGUGCCAGUCUUAUUUGAAUGUGAUCUGAUCAGUUUGAGGCCCUGCGGGGACUGUGUACAACACGGCCAACGUGAUCAUGUUGUUUUAUUGUCAAUGUUUUGAUCGAGAUCCGUUAAUAAAUGUCGCAUUGGUUUA